GGAGCAGAAGACACACGCACCAUUAUAUCGUAGAUAUUUCCCUCCAUUCCUUUCAAUCACAUACACGAGGGAUCGUACUUCUGAAUGGGGAGCAGAAAAGGCGAGCCAUACUUUGUGUUCAUGAGCUAUGAUCCAGAAUACGAGAGACUUCGUGCUGAUCGAAGCAAGAGAGGGACGCACGAGCUUGAUUUGUACAUAAGCAGAAAGCACGAUGAAGUGUUGGCCACCAGCCUUGAGCCUGGAACCUACAGGAAGACUUCUUCUUUGGUCAUUGUUGAUGGCUUUGCAGUCGAAAUCACUGAGGAUCAAGCCAAUGUGCUCAGAUCUGCAAAAGGAGUGAGGGUUGUUGACAAAAACGAACAAGUUCCAUAGGAGAUGAUCCAGAGAAAUUAACAUAUAUAUGUAUAUGGAAGGAAGCACUACUUUAGUUCGUUAUUCUCUGCUUUCUUGAUAGAUGAAGUUAGUUAUGCGUGAUUUGCUAUGUAGGCCAGGUGUUAUUGAAACCAUUAACAAGGUCCUAGAUUUCGGUUAGGUAUGAUAUGUGUGUGUAAUAAUUGCUACGGAAAUUUGAGUGUUGCCUAUUACAGAUUACCGUAUUACACUAUUACCUAUAUAUCAGUAUGAAAUAUGAAUAUUAUGUAAUGCAGCCAAUUUGUUAUAGAACACUACUUAAACAAGUCAUGAAAGAUAUU
Arachis duranensis is the source of this 692-nucleotide messenger RNA. Its product is annotated as subtilisin-like protease SBT2.5. NCBI's taxonomy places the organism in Eukaryota, Viridiplantae, Streptophyta, Magnoliopsida, Fabales, Fabaceae. The transcript is spliced from 3 exons. The coding region runs from base 85 to 372 and encodes 95 amino acids. The record is from RefSeq and is a predicted model, not a curated record.